AUCCCUCUACAAGAAUCAUUAUCCAGCUCAUCUCUCUUUACAAGAAACCUCAAUCAGGGGGACUUCCGCUCAAAAGAGAGAAGUCAUCGAGCCACGGCGCGUGCAGACGUUGCGCUCUAUCGCAGCGCUCAGAGCGGCUACACUCGUCUACUAAGUCUCAUCGUGUACCCCACUCAACGGCGGACGUCGCAGCCAUGAGCGGUGUGGAAAGUUUGUUGCUAGAGAGCGAUGAAGAGGAUCUGGGGGAGUUGGAUCUGUCGGCCAUCACGCUAGAGGAGAUCCUGCGCGAAGAAGAGCUGGCCAAUAAGAGCGCAGAGGACACAGAUGGCUCCUCACAGGACGGAGAUGACCUGUUCUUCGCGCCCGCCACCUUCACGCUUAAUAUCGAGCCAGGACCAGGCAUGGACGUGAUCCCAGCGCCUAAAGCCGCGCCUCCCACGACUACCAAGACCGAAACGCAAUUCCGUACGCCCUUAGAGAUCGCUGAAGCGAGAGAGAAGCAGCUACUGAGCUGCGUAGGGGUGGAGCUCAUCUCCCCACUGCAAGUGAAGCGUCGACUACGUGCCCACGCUCGCUCCAAGGCCCUAAAAUCUCGACGAGAGGGGCUUGUAGCCAUGAAGAAGAACCAGAGGAAGAAGCAGAUCGCAGAAGGAGCAGGAACAGCUGCAGUCGCAGCAGAGAAGAAGUCCACGGGCGUGGUCAAAGUGGAGCCAAUGGAGGCUAUCAGUCGCCAACUGAGAAAGAAUAUCGAGUUUAAGGAAUACGGCCCUGGCUCCCCCACUGUGGUGGCUAUUCACUCCAAGUUCAUUGCUAUUGGAACGUCCAAGGGGCUGGUUAUUAUCUUCGACCACUUCCAGAACAUCCGACAGGUGCUGGGCAACACAAACGACGCAGAUGGAGACGGCCCCGUCACGGCUGUGGACGUGUCGCCCGGUAGUGACUAUUUGGUGUGUGGAUACCAAAGCGGACGCAUCGUAUUGUGGGAUAUGAUCAAAGGAACGUCACUGAAGGCUGUGUCGGACGCCCAUGAGAACCCUGUAGUGAGUCUCCGCUUCUUGAAGGACCAGAAGCCUGUGCUGGUCUCUGUGGACACCAACGGAUUGGUGAACAAGCUCAACUUCUCGAAAAUGAUGGGAAUGGUGUACGUAGUCGACGUGGAUCCGCUCUAUGAUGGAUCAGCGGGCAAAAUUCUGUCCAUUUCGGUACUGCCGCAGUCUGCCGGUAAUGCCAAGAUCUCGUACCUCACAGACCAGUAUUGUCUUGCAGCAUUGAGCACUGAAACAGUGACGUUCGUCAUCGCUAUCGAGCCUGAAGUUCGUGUGAUUUACCGCUGGGCGCGACCUGAUGACAUUGCGCCGGAUGAUCCUGUACUGCCGACACUGGCAUUCGCUUGGAUUUCGUUCCCUGGCAGCUCGAGAGCUCUCGCUCCGGUGCUGGCGCGUGGCUGGGGCAACCGUGUGCAGUUCCUGGAAGUGGUGUUCCCUGGUGGCAAGAACCACUCGCAUGCGCGUCAUGGCUUCCCUACGUUCGACGAACACGACCAGAUCGAGUCUUCAAGCGCUGUUAUGGCAGUUCAAUGGCUGGGUGAUCAGGUGGUGGUGUAUCUGAACUCGCACGAUGAAAUCUGCGUGUACGACGUGAUGUCGCGUCAAGAACUGGAGAUUGUGGACGUUUCCUCGCUGGAGCUGGUGUUCGCCUCUUAUCGUGGCAAGAACGCACGUAGUUUCUCCAACAGUUUCCGUGGUUGUUACAAUAUUUUGUACCUGCUGGGUCUCAAGGAGCUGCAGACGGCUCGUGUGCUACCGUGGACGCAACGUAUCGAUUUGCUAGUGGACGAUGGCGAGUGGCUCGAGGCUCUCGCACUCGCUUUGGAUCACUAUGAGGGAUUGAAGAUCGCUGCGGCUGACCGUGCAGCACGUGACCGAUUCCCGCCUGUAUUCUUCCGUGACAAGCAGAACGACCAGUGUCUCGUGGACAUCCUGCACAUGUGUCAGACCAAUCAGCGUACUGGCGAGAAGGAGGAUGUGUUUAGACACGAAGAAAGUGCCGACGAAGUGCGUUGGGUGUGUGGUGAGGUGCCGUAUCCGCCUGAUAUUGCCAAGAAGCUGGAAGAAACGCUGCAGAAGGCUCGUAGUGGUGAAGUGACCAAGAAUUUCGUGCCUAUCAGUGUGGCUGAGCGCGUCGCUGAUCUGCUCAUGGAGUACGUGCGUCUUGCCAUUGCCAAUGCACCGGGUUCUACAGCUGCUGCGGGUGGCGAACUGAGUCUCAACAAGAUCGGAAUGAAGCUAGACUUGGCAAAAAGCCACUAUCAGAUGCUGGCGGGUGUUUGCAUCGAGUACUGCGCUCUUAUCGGACGCACAGAUCUUCUAUUUGGUGAGAUCUACACACGCUUCAAGGACGCUAACAAGCUCAGUGUGCUUAUCGAGUUGCUGGAGCCGUAUAUUCUGUCCGAAAAGCUACGAAACCUCUCCCCGGUGGCGAUGGAGGAGUUUGUUCACCACUUUAGUGCCCAAGGAAAGCUCGCUCAAGUGGAACAAUGUCUGCUUCAUCUGAAUGUGGCAGAACUAGACCUGGACACGAUCCUCAAGCUUUGUCAUGACCACGAGCUGUACUCAGCUCUCAUCUACAUCUAUAACGAAGGCAUGGACGACUACACGACACCGAUUGAUGUCCUACUGGAGGCCUGUUCCGACGCGAAGGCAUCAAAGGCGAAGCCAACGUCAGAGCCGACCGCUCGAACUACUCGCGCGCCAUCUGGAAGCCGUGUGAGCAGUCUGGCAUCAGCGUUCGGAGGUACGACUCGAACUGCUAGCUCGAAGAUCUCAAUCGCUAAACCUGCAGCUUUGUCAGCACGUGAGAAAGCUGAAGAAGAAGCUCUCAGUGGUCCCCGACGCCGGCGUUUGUUUGGUUACAAGUUGCUGCUGUACAUUUCGUACGCGUUGAGUGGUCGUACGUUCCCGAAGCAUGAGCAGAUUUCUCCUUUGAAGCUAGGAAAGGUGCGUUCGCAGAUCUGCUACCACUUGUUCGAAAAGGCAGUGCCAGGAUCGACAAACCCGCGUCCAUUCCCCCGUCUGGAGUCUCUUAUCGACUUGGAUGCACGCGAGUUGUUCAACAUUAUGGGACGUAUGUUCGACACGCCUAGUGUGGAGUUUGAAGGCGAAAAGAAGGAUGGAUCUGAUCGCCCUACCAGCCGAUACGACUCAGCUCGUAAUGCUGAGAUGACCAAGUGUCCUAGUCGCCUGUCGAUUGUGUUGUCGCUUGCAGAAGUCAUUUUUGGCCCCAAGAGUCCGUUCAGUUCGGUAGAGCACGCUCACUUCUUUAUGUUUGAAGCCAGAUUGCUCAGUGGAGGAUCGAUUGAGCCACAGGAGUACGCGGAUGCUCGUGCGCAGGCUAUUGGUGAUGCUGGCUCGACCGACGGAGCGUCUAUGAUGGAUUCGCUGAUGAACUUCCUCGCUCUUGGCCCAGCGUCGCUGCUUUCGAACGGCUCGUCGGCUGUUUCGGCCGAAACCUCACAAGAGGAAGGCUUUGACAAGGCUGGUCGUGAAGCUAUGCUGGUGCGUCUAUUGACGAAGUUGAAUAAGGCGACAUACAACCACGAGGCGCUGUUGGCAAGUGUCAUCCGAGAGAAGAUGAACCGCGCGGCGGUCUUGUUGUACAAGGACAAUGGCGACUUCGCCCAGGCGAUUGCUUCGUAUCUGGCUGACGAGGAUCACGAGUAUCAGAUGAACGCGUUCAGUUACAUCCGCAUGGAGACCGACAAGGCCGUGGAUGGGGAAGACAUGGAGAUGCGUGACAGUAACGGAGCUGAGCCUACUCGUCGUCGUCGCAAGGUUAUUGAAGAAGCUGUACUGACCCACGCUCCAGCCCUCAUGAAGACUGAUGGCUAUGCGUUCGUGACGCUCAUCUUGGGCCAGUUCCCGAACUUGAACAACAAGGUCAUCCAGAAGUUCCUGUCGAUGGGUAAAGAGGGCUCCAAACUCGAAUUCUUGUACCUCAAGCAGGUGCUCAUGGCCUCGUCGACUACGAAUGGAGGCAGCAGUGAUGAAGCUGAUGUUGUCAAGGAUCUACUGGAACGCUCCAAGCUGCGUAUUGCUGACGAUCCUGCCGUCCAGGAGCGAUUUGUGCGCCUUCUGUGCGAGUUCGAACCUGCCGGCGUCUUCCCGUACCUCGAAUCCCACGACAGCUACAAGGUGGAUGCGUGUCUGCGGCUAUGCAAGGAGUUCGCUAUCACAGACGCUGAAGCGUAUCUGCUUGAGCGUACAGGCGACGUCACCGGUGCGCUGACGCUUAUUCUGCAGAGUCUGGAGCAGAAACUCAAGAUCCUUAAGCCAGCUUUGCGCGGAUACAACGUCUCGGCUGUGUCUUCGUCGUCGACUGGAGCUUCGGACAUGUUAUCGAGUGCUGCUGGGGGUUCCAGUAGCAGCAAUGGCGCUGCAAGACACCAGUCGUCUGACCGUAUUAUUGACAGUGUACAAGAGGGCAAGGACGCCAUGAAGACGUUGGAGGUGGCCCUGACCAUGUGUCAGCGUAACUCGCUGCGUAACCGUGACGAGCAGGCUGAGAAGCUUUGGUUUACGCUACUAGACAAGCUAUUACGUAUCCAGAACUCGGUGAAGCGCAGUCUGAGCUCCAAGAGCUCGUCUCGUAACGUUCCCGUCACUCGGACCCACAGCAGUGGUGGCAACAGCGGCCACGGUGCGAUGACGGCUUUCCAAGUGGCUCUGAACGAGAUGAUCCGCUUCAUUCUGGAACGUAUGGCGUCGUCUGUGUCGCUCAAGUCGAUCCUGUUCAAGAUUACGAACGAACACGGCCGUGGCGCCUUUGGAGAUUUCCGGCCAACGAUCUUCGGUAUGUUGGACACGUACAACUACGAGCAGAACAUUUACCAGACAGCAAAUGCGCUUAUUAGCGUGGAUCUGUUCGACCAGAUCACGACGCUGAAGCGAGCCAAGUCUCGUUGCUAUGCGCCCCCUUCGAAUGUGUGUGGAUACUGCCACGUUGCGCUGUCGAAACCUCCCUUUGGUAUGGGCCAAUCUGGAGCUCCUGGCACGGAGAAAUGGCACCUCCAUACGUCCAUGGUCCUCGUCAUGUCUGGUCAGACUUUCCACGAGUCUUGUGGCAAGGCCUGGCAACAAGGUGUGGACACCAAGACGCCGGCUGCUCGUGGUAACCCUCCAGGAAAACUCUCGAGGAACCAGAGCUCAAUCAGCAGCAUCACUAGCGACGGAUUGGCGGAAGAUGAAGCAGGCAGUCGUCUUCAACGCAAACAGCCGAGUACAAGACGGUACCUGGCACGAUUGAAGACUCAGCGUCGUGCGUCGAGACGACAGGUAUCGCCUCACGUUGUGCUGGAGAGUCUCAUUCGUGAGGACAAUGGUCGUAACAAGUACCUCAAGAGCUCUCGCGCCGUGUUCUCGUUGCGUCCAGACCCAGAGGUGGCGGCUAGUAAGGUCAAGAAGCGUCUGGGAACGCGCAAGUCUGGAUCGCUCCCGGUGGCCCCCAUUCAGAAGGGCAGCAUCUAAGGUAAAGAGGAUACUGACGAGACUGUGUUUAAACACUUGUUCAUGUUUUAGGGAUAACAAGGAAUGGAAUGGAUCCAUGGGACCGAUGGAUCAAAUGUGCUUAGAUA
Messenger RNA from Phytophthora nicotianae INRA-310, 5629 nucleotides. RefSeq lists its product as hypothetical. Bases 195 to 5522 code for a protein of 1775 amino acids. The record is from RefSeq and is a predicted model, not a curated record. Gene Ontology annotation, biological process: endosomal vesicle fusion; protein targeting to vacuole. Gene Ontology annotation, cellular component: late endosome; HOPS complex. Lineage: Eukaryota; Oomycota; Peronosporomycetes; Peronosporales; Peronosporaceae. Gene Ontology annotation, molecular function: protein binding. The transcript has a single exon.